AUGGCACAAGCUGCAGCGGUUCAACGGCCAUUGCCGGACAGAAAUGAAUUCGAGUCAAUACGACUGGUUACCAUCGGUUCUAGGUUUAGCGAAAGUAUUGACGCAACGAUAGCGUGGUGCAGAAGGUAUGGCCUAUUGGCUCAAACGAUGGUAUGCCCAGUUUGUAACCUUCUAUGUCAGGAAGGAGUAUACAACAGAGUCAUAGAUGGCCGGGUUUUCCGAUGCCCCAACCGAGACUGUAGGAAGGUAAGUAGCAUCAGGAAGGGUAGUUUUUUCGAAGCAGCGCAUAUCCCAUUGUGGAAGGUUAUUGCCAUAACGUACAUGUGGAGUACAAAUUGCGGAAGACCAAGAGGCCCGUCACAGGAAUUUUUAAUGCGGGAAUUGGAUAUUGGUUCAGAGCAUACCAUCGUCGAUUGGAACCAAUUUUGCAGAGAUGUAGCUGUAGAAUACUUCGUAAAUCACCCGCAGCAAAUUGGCGGACCUGGGUCGAUUGUAGAGAUAGACGAGUCUGCCUUCGCGAAGCGAAAGUACAAUCGAGGGAGGAUGGUACCAGAAAAAUGGGUGUUUGGAGCAUACGAGGCGGCACGGAAAAGAGGAGUGAUGGUGAUGGUCGACAGAAGAGAUGCGGUCACAUUGAUGCCUGUAAUAAACCAAUGGAUUGCUCCAGGUUCAAUUAUAUGGUCGGACAUGUGGGCCGCCUACAAUCAAAUCCCCAACCAGGGCUUCCAGCAUGGUACCGUGAAUCACACCCACCACUUCGUCGACCCAAAUACGGGGGUAACCACAAACCACGCCGAGGCAAUGUGGUCAAGAGCAAAAGCGAAGUUUAAGUCCAUGAUGGGUCCUACCAAUCGGGACAUGAUUGGUGGCUACCUGGCGGAAUUCAUGUGGAACCAACGGUUCGGGGAUUCGCCGUUCUUUCAUUUCUGGACACAGAUCGCUAAUGAUUUGUACGUUGUGAAUUGA
Anneissia japonica is the source of this 966-nucleotide messenger RNA. RefSeq lists its product as uncharacterized. Bases 1 to 966 code for a protein of 321 amino acids. NCBI's taxonomy places the organism in Eukaryota, Metazoa, Echinodermata, Crinoidea, Comatulida, Comatulidae. The record is from RefSeq and is a predicted model, not a curated record. The transcript has a single exon.